Messenger RNA from Trifolium pratense (red clover), 973 nucleotides. RefSeq lists its product as uncharacterized. The coding region runs from base 99 to 821 and encodes 240 amino acids. Lineage: Eukaryota; Viridiplantae; Streptophyta; Magnoliopsida; Fabales; Fabaceae. The record is from RefSeq and is a predicted model, not a curated record. The transcript is spliced from 5 exons.
GCGGCAUGACCAACAAAUUAAUGAAUAAAUAAACAAAAUCACCUAUUUCAUUUCGUGUGGUUCACUCCAUUUCUUAAUUUUCUUUCAUUUUCUCUACCAUGGCGGAAACCUCAACCCUAUUCAGAUUCAGAUUCUCGUCUCCUCCAUUCAAUUCCAUUUCUCCUUCCAAACCUUUCUCAUUCAUCAACAACAACUCUUUCACUCUCUCUUCACGUCCUUCUAUCUCUCAUCAACCUCUUCUCCGUUUCUCCCCCAUAGCCAAUCAUUCCAAUAACAACAACUCCUCCGCCGAUGAUUCUUUCGAUUUCUUCCCUUGGUCCGAUUCCGAUAGCGAAAUCCAAUGGGUUGCUCAGGACCGAUUUACCUUCUUCACCGAUGAUGGAUUGGUCCAGAUCGGAGGCUCAGUGGUUCCUCGUCGCGUCAGGUCUUUGGAUAAGCAAGGGAAAUCCAGAACUGCUAAAAAAUACCAACGGUAUCAAGAAAGUAAUUAUAUGGACCCCAAUCAAGGCCUUUGUCUGGGUGCACUCUUUGAUAUUGCAGCUACAAAUGGACUAGAUAUGAGCAGAAGACUCUGCAUUUUUGGUUUUUGCCGCUCCAUUGAGAUGCUUAGUGAUGUAGUGGAAGAUACUGUUUUGGAGCAUGGUGGGGAGGUUAUUGCUGCAGAGAAGGCAAGCAGAGGUGAUUUGCAUGAAAAGCUAACCAUGACUGUUGCGGUACCAUUACUAUGGGGCGUUCCUCCAGCUUCUGAGACACUUCACCUAGCUGUUAAAAGUGGAGGAGGGAUUGUAGAGAAGGUCUAUUGGCAAUGGGACUUUCUGUAGAUAUAUUAUAGGUCUUCUAACCAUUCUUUGUGCACUCUGUACAUAAAAUUAGUAUCUCUGUAUAUGCACAAAAAAAGUUGUCAUUGUAUCUCUGUACAUGUACAAAAGAUUAUUUUCAUGUUAAUGUUAAUAUCCAAUUGUCCUUUCUAUAA